Messenger RNA from Oryzias latipes (Japanese medaka), 7032 nucleotides. It is a transcript of the gene scap, whose product is annotated as SREBF chaperone. The record is from RefSeq and is a predicted model, not a curated record. Lineage: Eukaryota; Metazoa; Chordata; Actinopteri; Beloniformes; Adrianichthyidae. Gene Ontology annotation, molecular function: sterol binding; protein binding. Gene Ontology annotation, cellular component: endoplasmic reticulum membrane; Golgi membrane; SREBP-SCAP complex. Gene Ontology annotation, biological process: SREBP signaling pathway; regulation of cholesterol biosynthetic process.
CCAUGCUAUCAGAAAAGGCUUUCUAAUCAAUCACUGGUUACCUGCCAAAAGGUCUGAAGGAGAACACAGACUCACCAGCUGCUUACCAGCACUUGACUCGCUGGCUGAAGUUUAUUUUCCACUCUGGUUUGUCUUUUGAAAGACAUGUGAAUGUCUUUUACACAGUUAGCAGAGGAGGAGGAAGGCUAUGGGAGGUGGCCACAGGGCCAGCGUCCCUCUUGUUGAGUGUCCGAUCAACUCAAUCCCAGAUUAGUUUACUGACGGAGUCGCUGCUGAGCCCUUCCCAAUUCAGACCUUGCAGUUGCAUCCAGGAUACCUUGUAGCACUCGGUGAACUGGAUCGGCAGCUGGGGGAUGGAGGCCUUCUCUGGGACCUUUGAAUGAAUGCUUAGGACCAGGACCCGGCUUGCAGACCACACUUCCUCAGCGACAGAAUAGAAGGGCUCCAACUUCAAAAGCCUCCUUGCCGAAGCCAUUGUGCAAGCUUUCUGCAACGUUGCUGUGUUUACUGUGGAGUAUUUAUAACAGCAGAUCAAGAGACUCCAGAGGAACAUUUCCUCCCAGGGAAUGUUUCCAUCGCUCCCGGGGGCAAAAGCCGAGCAGUUGUACUCUGCGGCUGAACCAAGAAGGGAGCUCUGUGUCAACCAGAAGGCUCAGAUUAGACUGAAAAAGCCCAGUGCUGCCUCUUUCAGGGGACACAAACAGGUGCGAUCCAGAGAGAGAAACUGGUCUCUCAUUAGCAGGUCCCUGGAUGCCACGCAGCGCAACGUCCUCGGCCGCCCAGUGCUUUCAAAUGGCCGGGAGUUGACCACGCCCACAAAGAUGACGCUGCGCGAGCAGCUAAGAGCAAAGAUCUCAGCGGCCUUUUACCACCACGGGCUGCUGUGUGCUUCUUACCCCGUACCCAUAAUCCUCUUCACCUCUGCCAGCAUCCUCACCUGCUGCUAUCCCUUACUGAAGCUUCCCCUCCCCGGGACAGGUCCUGUGGAGUUCACCACCGGGGUCCGAGACUACAGCGUCCCUUCUCACGAGCCCCAUGGAGACCAAGGGGAGCGACCUGACUGGUACCGAGGUCCUCCGGUCGCCUACAUCCAGCAGGUCCUGGUGAAGGCAGCCGUGUCUCCGUGGGACAGCAGCCUGGUUCCUGUGGAUGUGUUUCGGUCGCCUCUGGGUCAGGUUUUCCGCCUUCUGGAGGAAAUUCGCAACCAUGUUUACUCUGACAGCUCGGGUGUUCGCAGCCUGGAGUCGCUGUGCCUCCAGGUGACGGACCUGUUUCCGGGGUUACGGCGGAUGCAGACGGUGCUGCCGGAGCACGGAUGCCUGCUCGUCUCGCCUGGCAACUACUGGCAGAACCAGCGAGAGCUGUUUGACUCGGACCCUGACCUUUUCAAGACGAUCCAGAAACAUGAGCCCAAAGGGCUGCACACCUCUGCGACUUUGCGAGAUCUGCUCUUUGGCGUCCCUGGAAAGUACAGUGGGGUCAGUCAUUACAACAAGAAGAGGGUGGUCACUUACACCAUCACCGUGGUGCUGGUCAGCUAUGAUGCAAGGUUUCUGAACAGUUUGAGAGCCCGUCUGAAGCAGCUUCAUCCGUCGGCCAACUGCAGCCUGAGAGAAGACCACAUGGUUCACGUGCACUUCAAGGAGGAGAUCGGCAUUGCCGAGCUCAUACCUCUCGUUACCACAUACAUCAUCCUGUUUGCUUACAUCUACUUCUCCACACGGAAGAUUGACAUGGUGCGGUCAAAGUGGGGCCUGGCGCUGGCCGCUGUGGUCACCGUCCUCAGCUCGCUGCUCAUGUCUGUGGGACUGUGCACGCUGUUCGGACUGACACCCACUUUAAACGGAGGUGAGAUCUUUCCUUACCUGGUGGUGGUGAUCGGUUUGGAGAAUGUUCUGGUCCUCACCAAAUCUGUGGUUUCCACCCCUGUCGACCUGGAGGUCAAGCUCCGCAUUGCUCAGGGUCUCAGUAAUGAAAGCUGGUCUAUCAUGAAGAACAUGGCCACUGAACUCUGCAUCAUUCUCAUCGGAUAUUUCACUCUGGUGCCAGCUAUCCAGGAGUUUUGUCUUUUUGCCGUUGUGGGUCUCGUCUCUGACUUUUUCCUGCAAAUGUUCUUCUUCACAACAGUUCUGUCUAUAGAUAUCCGCCGCAUGGAGCUGGCCGACCUGAACCGCCGCCUGCCAGCUGAAGCGAGUCUGCCUCAACCCAAACCGGUUCCCCUUCGAACACGUGAGGCCCCCCCUCCUCCACGGCCGUUGCCCCACACGAUCACCCUGCAGACCCCGGCCUUUAGGAACCUCAGGCUCCCCAAGAGGCUGCGUGUGGUGUACUUCCUGGCCCGCACACGUCUGGCUCAGCGAAUCAUCAUGGCUGGUACGGUGAUCUGGAUCGGAAUCCUCGUCUACACCGACCCGGCUGGAAUCCGGGCUUACCUGGCUGCGCAGGUGUCAGAGCAAAGCCCCCUGGGAGACCCCGGAGUGUCCGGUUUAUCCCCUCACCUGGCUGUGGCUCCAGUUUUCGCAGCCGGGGACCCUACCAGUACCUUGAACAUUCACCCUGCCCCAGAUCCAACUCCUGUACCAGAGAAUCAAUCACAGGGCCACCACAGCUCUGGCAGGGCCCUGCCUCUGCCCCCGCUUUCACACUCAGUCCCUCAAAUCACCUGGGGGGCCGAAGACGAGGAAGGGUGGAGGAGGUUGUCCUUCAGGCACUGGCCCUCACUCUUCAGCUACUAUAACAUCACUUUAGCAAAACGGUACAUCAGCAUUUUACCUGUAAUUCCAGUCUCUGUUCACCUGAGUCCCCAGGAGGCCAUUGAGACGCGCCACCCUCAUGACACGAGACACCGCCCCCCGCUGAUCCCCAAGGUUUCUGCAGAUUUACAGACGGAUCUCACACUCUACAAGGUGGCAGCUCUGGGCCUGGCUGCAGGGGUUCUGCUGGUUCUUCUGCUCUUCUGUCUCUACCGGGUUCUAUGCCCCCGUAACUAUGGCCAAAACGGCGCCGCUCACGGACGCCGGCGGCGUGGAGACUUGCCAUGCGAUGACUACGGUUAUUCGCCGCCUGUCAGCGAGAUCUCCCCCCUCCUGCUGAGAGGCCACAGUAUGGACAUAGAAUGUCUGGCCAGUGACGGGAUGCUGCUGGCCAGCUGCUGCCUGGCUGGACAGAUCCGUGUUUGGGACGCCCAGACUGGAGACUGCCUGACCGUCAUCCCAAAGCAGUGGCUGAGGCGGAGCAGCAGCAGUGGCUGCUGGGAGCAGCGGGAGGGCUUGGAUGGUUUGAGCAGAGAACCCGAAGGUUUGGGCUUUGAGAGCCGAGAUCCCUCCAUCGGCGGGGAGAACCUCUCAGAGGAGGACUAUUUCCCGCUGAGGCGCCGCGCCUCACCCUCCAGAGUGGUUCUUUUCACCGACCAGCCCGAUCUGACUCCGCUUAUUGACACCAACUUCACCUCCCAGCCCCCUUCUCACCUGUCCACCCCACCCAAAGAAGGCUUUGACUACGGCAGUCUGGUGGAGCGGGCGUACACAGAGCACGAGCCGCCAUCGCCGUCCAGCUACCCCUGUGCCUCCUCUGCGUCCUCAUCGCCGUCCUCAGCUGCUCAGCCUCAGAGGAGACUCAGCGUUGGCGAUGGAGGCGGGGCUUCGAGUCAGGAGAGAGGCUCCGGAUCCGGGACUCAGGCGGCUCCAGACUGGGAGAGCUCUGUGUGGGCCAUGGAGCUGAGAGGAAACCUGAUAGCUGCUGGGAGGAGCAGCGGCAAACUGGAAUUGUGGGAUGCAGUGGAAGGGUCUCUGCGAUGCAGAAAUGAAGACGGAGUCUCUGGAAUCACAGCUUUAGCCUUCUUGAACAACAGAAUUGUAGCAGCUCGGCUCAACGGAUCCUUGGAUUUCUUCACGGUGGAGAUCAACAAACCUCUGGCUCUGCUGCAGUACAGAGGUGCCCCCGGGCAAGGAAGCAUGCCUCCGUCUCCCUGUUAUACCAGCGAGGAUGUGAUCAGCUGCCAGCUGACGCGCUCCGUGCAGUGCGCUCACCAGAAGCCCAUCACAGUGCUGCGAGCGGCGGCGGGCCGCGUGGUCACCGGCAGCCAGGACCACACCGUCCGGGUCUAUCGCCUGGAGGACUCGUGCUGCCUCUUCACCCUGCAGGGUCACUCUGGAGGAAUCACAGCCAUCUACAUCGACCAGACAAUGGUUCUGGCAAGUGGUGGGCAGGACGGCGCCAUCUGCCUGUGGGACGUCCUGACCGGCAGCCGCGUCAGCCACGUUUAUGGUCACCGCGGCGACGUCACGUCACUGGUCUGCACUACCUCCUGCGUCAUCAGCUCAGGCCUGGACGACCUCAUCUGCAUCUGGGACCGCAGCACCGGGAUCAAACUGUACUCCAUACAGCAGGACAUGGGUUGUGGGGCCAGUCUGGGAGUCAUCUCGGAGUCUUUGCUGGUGACGGGGGGCCAAGGCUGCGUCUCCUUCUGGGACCUGAACUUCGGCGAUCUGCUGCAGACGGUCUACCUGGGCCAGAGCAGCGACAGUCAGGUUGUGCGGCAGCUGCUGGUGCUGGACAACGCCGCCAUCGUGUGCGACUUCGGCAGCGAGCUGAGCCUGGUCUACGUGCCGUCGGUGCUGGAGAAGCUGGACUGAUGGCGCUCAGUCGGGAACAUUCACAAUCGUGAAUAGACUUGUUUUUAUCAAAAGCGUCGGCUGCUGCAAGUUGCUGUGAGGAAGAAGAGCUGACUCUUCAUCACCGUCGUGGAGUCCGUUAAAGAGAAGCUGUCCCAAGUUUGUGCUCUUUUUGUGUUUGUUUCGUGGCUCUGCCCUGAAUGCUGCUGUGAAAGAGGAAACCGAUGGUUUGAAGAAAACCUCCAGAGGAGGACGUUUUUAUAUGUACAAAACAAAUUAUUUAUUAGUGAUGUAUUUUUGCGUAACGGUUUGUUUACAAACGGUUCAUCCCAGAUCUGAACGAUGAAAUGACAACGAUGUGAGAGGCCGUUUGUGUGGAGAUCAGGCUGGAAACGUGUUGACGCUGUGACGCGUCGGGGUAAAAACCAAACCCGGCUGUUACUGAAGCUUUGUCGUGCCCCGUCUUUAUUCUAAGAACCGCUCAGAUUCAGGACGACUGAGGGGUUUCUGACGUGAUGGAUCCAUCUGAGAUUUUUAUAAAGGUAUACUGUACUGGUUUUACAGAAAUCAAAUGAACAGAUUUGAAAUAAAGUACAUUUUAAUUAGUUCACAAUUUUGGAGGGAAACUAAAGCAGUUUAUAUAAGAUGGACGAUUUUCAGUUCAAAACUUCUCGACUAGACCAGGAAAAGCUUGACGUUUCAUGGAGAAAUAACUAUUUAUAAUUGUUGGUUGCCAUGUUUUCAUUCCAGAGGGGUUUUAAGUUCACCUGCAGCAAAGACCACUGAAUAAACCCAAAAGUUUAGUGGAGAUUGAAUAACAAAUACCAGAAAUUCUUUUUUUUUUUUUUUGGUUAGAGCUUGUGAUUUAGGAUUUGUUUUGAAAAUAAAUUGACAUUUCGGAUAAAAAACAUAAAAAUGUUAAUGGAAGCUGAAGUCGUGGGAGUUAAACCAGACAAAAGACAUAUUUACAGGACUCUAAUGCUUUUAUUGCAAUAUUUUAUAUUUUUAGGGGAAAAAUUAAAGAAAAUUCUCAAAUUCUUUGAUUUUGUAACAGCUUUAAAUUUACAUCAGAUUUGUAAAAUUGUAAGGAUGGAUUUUUCAAAAAGGGUUUUUAGAGGACAGCAGUGCAUUUAACAUUCACUUAUGUGCAGAAUCUGAAUAAUACGCUAAUUUGAGUCAUUUAGGUUAAAGUUAAAGUCCCAGCAGCACUUGAGCAUGUGAGGUUUGGCUCAUCCCCUGGGGGGUGGGGUGAGCUGCAGGCUUAGCCCCCCCCCCACCCAAUCCAGCCCCCUAAUGCUGAGCGUCAAACAGGGAGACACUGGGUCCCACAGACUUUGGUAUGACUUGGCCAUGGAUUUGAACUCAUGACCUUCCAGUCUCAGGGGGGGACACUCUACCACAAGGCCACUGAGCUGAUAGAUUAGACAGUCAGUGGUUUCUCAUUUUUAAAGGUGGAGGGAAAAAAUGUGAAGCAGAAAAGAAUGAUCCUGAAAUGGAUCCUGAUGGUCAUUCAUUGAUAAAUUGAUGACUUUGAGAAUGAAAGCGUUUGGCUGAAAUAGACUGGAAUUAGUGGCGCUUGGGGCAUUUCAACAUCCUAAGUGUACCGUUUCACCUUUUACUGUAUGUGUGUCCGCUGAAUGUAGCCUGGACAUGGAGAACUGCUUCACCCUACACAGUACAGCGCCGUCACUGCAAACCCCGCCCGACGCUAAGAGGCACUUUUGCAAUCAGGAGAGGCGAAUAGGUAGAUUUGCACACACCUGCAGCACAGGUACCUGAGCAUGUGAUCAGCAGCAUCGGCGCCGGUUCCUCUACACGGACCACGUUUAGCCGGGGAACGAGCGGCUGAUAAACCAGAGUUUACGUUGGAAUUUGUGACACAAAGCAGAAAUGCUGCCUCAAAGCUUGUUUUUUCUUAGUUUUUUUUUUUUUUUUUACAGAUUGUUAAUUUUUAGACCAUUUUAAAAAAAUAUCUUCUUAUAUGAAGGUGGUGUAAAGGUUAGCAUUUUUUAUUUUAUUUUUAAUCUAAAUGUUCUCUUAUAAAAUGUCUAUUUUCUGUAAAGGAACAACUGGAAACAGCUCUUUCUGGUGCGACAGACUGUUAGUUUAUAAUGAAUGUUUUUAAAGCCUGCAGCAUCGCCUGCUUCUGUCCCGUUUCUUCCAUCAGGCUUUUUCUGCUUCAAACAUCAUUGACCGGACUGUGGGGGCAGGUUAAAGCUAGUUUUUUUUGUCUUUAGAACAGUAGAUGUGAACGUUCUACUUUACUCUCAGAUUUUGUCACGAUCCUCCUUUUCCCGUGGCGGCUCGCAGUCUCAGCAGGCUGUAGUGGUGGGGUAACUUAUUUACGUUUUUGUAACAAAACAAAAAAAAAAAUAGAGAAAAAGUUUGUACUAAUUUUCAAAUAAACAGUCUUUAAUAA